UUCGGCAGCUCCCUGCUACCCAGUUGCGCAUGCGCAAUCGAACUUCCGCUUUCACUUUAUCUCAGCAUAACAAGUUAGACGAAGUUAGACGCUCAGGAAGGAUUCAGCGAGAAUCCUCCGGUCAGCCAGCUGGGGUGAUUCUUUAUAAGCACCCUAGUCAACCAGUGGAUAUAAUCUGAAUAUAAAUCCUUCUGCACUCCCUAAAUGUGACCUACACAAUAUCAUAUGUAGUGUCUUCCAUUUGAGUGGUGGGACUGCUGACUUAAUAGUGGAACCCUGUGUUUUCAUCUAUUUGGUGAUAAAGUUACCUUUCUAUACACCUUACUAGGCAGAACAAAACAAUCAGCGCAGUAUGAAGAAAUUGAAAUACCCACAUGAGCCAGACCCUGUUCUUUCAUCCAUUGCUUUGAUAGACCCACUUAUCUGAUGAUGAAUGAAAAAAAUGUGUCCUAGUGUCUGUAAUAAACUUUCCAGAUUUCAUCAACUCCUCAUUGAUGGAACUCUUGAAGACAGAAUACAGAAGAUGGCCAUGACCAUUUAGUCCACCAAGGAACCCCCCAGAAUUUCCGGUUGUAUGUAGAUAUACUGCAGAAGACCUCAAAUGUGAAUGAAAUUUAGUUUUGUAAGAGUGGAGCAUGGAGUACAUCCUUUGGAAAUCUCGAAGGAAGCUAACAUUACUCCUCCUUAUCUGCCUCAGGACCUUCUCCAGAGAAGAUGAAAAUGAAAAAAUAGAAGUAACAGUUAGUUCUGACAAGGAAAAAAACACUGAAACAUAAUCUCCAGUAGGUUCCUCCAUAUCGGGAGAUGUGCUGCAUGCAUUACCUAGCCAAAAAUCCACUAAGCUAACAUCAUGUUUAGAAUAGAAGAGGAAAUAGGAAUGAGGCAGCAAUGGAGUUGUGCACUGGCUAAAGUCGCUACCAUCCUCUACAAGUCAUGUUCAUCUAUGGUUGAUCUCUACCACCCUUCCAUAUGUGGGACUGGAAUUCACAGUUACCCUUUCACUGUGUUAAACAUAAUAUUAUUUUCUACGCCCUGCAGUAUACCUUAAGUCAUGACACUAAUUAUCUUCAUCCCCCAUGGCCAACUCGGCAUAUAUAUGGCUAUUUCAGUUGAAAGUCUUUUACAUUUUUUGUAUUCUAAUGCAUGUUCAAAUUUGUAAAUUAAAUAUUAAUUGAUGACAGACAUCUUAGCCAAAAGAAAUGGUCAAUUUUCCAUUUAUUUACCAUUUCUAAUCCAUUUUUCUCUGAUUUUCCAUUUAUUGACCAUUUAUUUUCAUUUUUUCUGGAGUCUACUUUCUCAAACCAUUUAUUGAAACCAUUUAUUAGCCAUUCAUACAGAAAAAUGUUUUAAAAUGGCCAUUUCUUUCCAUUGAUUCAUCAUUUAUUUAAAAAAUGGCAUUGAAACUGAAUUGCCUUUGCUAAGUUCACCAUUUUCCUUCCAUUUUUUUUCUAGACCAUUUUUCCCGUUGAAAUGGUUAUUUGAAGAAGCUUGAUCUACUGUUUAGUAUGUGUUGUAUACGUACUGACAGCUAUACAUAGAAUUGAUACCCAAACCAUCAAUUCCUUGUAAUUACAUGUAUUUCCUUGAUCAUGCAAUGAAAGAAAUUAAAGGAACAUACACCAAUAAAACAACUCAUAAAUUCAGAAGAAAAAAAACUUUAGCAUGUUUAUUGUGCAUAUAUAUAUUACAUACAUAUAUAUUUAAAAAUACAAUUAAAGCAAUAUUUAUCAAUUGCCAGUUGAGUAUGCAUUCAAUUAAUAACGUCGACAUAUUUUGUGUGGUGGAGUCGUACAUCAUGAUACUGGCAGUAUGCUUCCAGAAUCUGAGUGCAAGAUGUAAGCCAUUCAAAGGUCAUUAUGACGUAGUGUUGGUCAUUUAAGUUUCCUCUCUGGUUCAGUCAUCCCGGCAGGGGGUAGCGUUAUCUCUGAAACUUUCCACUGAAGCCACGUCUGUUACUUGCAUGGCAGCACUUGUACAGUGACCAAGGAACAAUAAUGGCCGAUUUAUUUGAAAGAGGAGAUCCAAUUUUUCUGGUGUUUUUUGGUGCAGACAAAGGCAGACCAAGGCAGAGAAUUGUGUUCUUAGUAGAGGAUAUAAUGAUUCCGUUUCUUUUCUGACAUCCACUCUGAUAUGACGAUGGCAUGGUGGACAUAUAAGCCUACAGGAUUAUCUGGAGCAGGCCAAAGUGUUCUCAUCUGGCAAGUACAAGCAUGCAGGGACAACGAAAAUGAAUGUGGAGAACUUGAACUCAAAGUCCCAAACUAAACUCAUUCAAAACAAAACUGGAAAUAAGUGUUUUCAUAGGAGAAAGGGCAACAGCUCUUUUUUAGUGAGCAAGUGAUUAAAUGCACAGACGAUUUAAUGUAUGUAUUGAGCAUGUUUCUGAACAUUUCCUGGGAGGAUCCAACUUUUUAUAAAGAAUCAUUUCUAUAUUGUGUAAUUUAAUGUUUUAAAAUGGAUAUUAAAUGCAUUUAUUAAAACGCCAUUUCUUUUCAUUUUUUUCUCUCAUGUUUAAAUGGCUAGGAAAUGGUUAAUUUGCAUAUUAACUGUCCCAGAAAAAUGGUGUUUCAAUGGGUUUUAAAUGGUGUUUCAAUGGUUUUAAAUGAAAAUGGUAAAAUAAAUGGUUAGAAAUGCUAUUGAUUCUGUACAGCAUUUCUGGUGUAAAUUCAAGAAAUGGGGGAAAAAUGGUCAGAAAAAAAAUGGUAGAAAAAUGGAAUUUCAAUGGAUUUCAUUUUGAUAAGGGAUAUAUGUUUUUGUUUUGAUAUUUUAAACAUAGGUAAUCAAAGAUUACAAAACUCACUGAGACAUGGUAUUAUCAACAUGACCAAUAUGAUAACAUUAUAUGCAAAUUAUAGUUAAUGAUCAAUAUCAUAAUAUAAUACAAGUAAAGCUAAUGUCAUAAUAUCUUAUACAUUGUGAUAUAAUUAAUAUCACUCUAUUCAUUCAAAUCAUGUAAAUAUCACAAUAGCAAUCACAAGAUAUGGUAAAAAAAAUUAUACAUGUACAAUAUGAUAUUGUAUCAUACGAUAUGAGAGAAUAUUGUAUCAAAUGAUAUGACUCCAUGUUUUAUAAUUUGAUUCAACUGUGUAUCAUAUGAUGCAAUACUAUAGUAUUGUAUGAUAUUAUACAGUACUGUAACCAUAUUACUUUUGGCUGUAUAUUCUAUUUAGCGUUUUUGGCGGAGUGUGCUUCCACUAAAUCAAGUACUAUGCCAUGCACAUAUGUAUAGGAAUAGUCAUGUUCUGACAGGAAUACACUAUUUCAAAUCCACGCCAACUUUUUCAAAAACUGUUUUCCACCAAAUAUUGUAUGAUACAUUAUGUAUAGUAUGAUUUGUAUCAUAUCAUGAAGCAAGAUUGGCUCAAUUUAAAGUGGAUCUCUUGUUAAAAUAUAAGGAGGAAAGACAGAAGAGUCAACUCUUCAGACAGAAUUUGUAGCUGUCACUUUAAAGACGGCAAGAAGGAAAAUGGUCCUACAUUGUUUCCUUGGAACCAGGGCACUUAUUUUGACUUUCCAAAUCCAAAUAAAAUUUCACGACAGUGCAGGCAAGCUGAGAUUGGUGAAUCUGCAGAACCCAAGACAAAUGAAAGUAUACUUACAGACACAGAGCCUGUGGUUGAAAAUGAGGUUGCUGAUGAGGAGCAUAAUUACAUGCAGUCUUAUUCAUCCCUAGUAUUAGAAAUCAAGGAACUGGAGAAGCAGAUAGCAUAUUUGCAGACAGAAAUAGCAACUCUACAGUCACAGAAGCACCCUUUAACAGUUGCAAAUGUCAUUGACAAUGAGCAGAAGAUGUUGAUGUACACCUCAUUGAAACCGCAGAUGUUUAGGAUCAUCGACUCAACCUUACAGCGAUUUCCUUUGGUAUACGUGGAUGGUUGGACUCCAAGUGCAUUUUCAAGGACGGACCAACUUUUCAUGACAUUAAUGAAACUUAAGCUGAACUGUCCCUUCCUUGACCUUGCAGAACGCUUUUGUACCAGCAAAGCAACCAUUCAUAAUAUCAUCAUUACCCAUGUCUUUGCUCUGCAUGAAGUUUUUUUUGAAGGUAUGAUGGAAAAUAACAUUCCUUCGCUUCUUAAGUGCAAGGCUUCAAUGCCAGCAAGUUUUGGAGAUUUUAACUGUUGUCGCCUUGUGAUUGACGCCACUGAGGUUACACAGGAUGUUCCCGGUCAGGACAUGACAGCCCAGUCACAGACCUACAGUUCCUACAAAAAUAGACAUACUGUGAAGUCUGUUACUGGUGUUGCUCCUAAUGGAGCCGUUGUGUACGUAAGCAAACUAUAUCCUGGCAGCACCUCAGAUGUUGCUAUAGUAAAGCAUAGCAACAUGCUUGCCAAGUUAUCCCCAGGAGACAUGAUUUUGGCAGACAAAGGGUUUACGAUCCAUUCUAUUCUCCCUCAGGGUAUUCAUCUGAACAUCCCUCCCUUCCUUAAAGAUAAAGGCCAGUACACCCCAGCAGAAGUCCAAGUCUGCAGGAAGAUAGCGCGGUCAAGAAUCCAUGUUGAGAGAGUGAAUGAGCGGAUAAAAAACUUUGAAAUUCUGUCACACAUUCCUCAGCAAUUCCGCUACAUUAGUACUAAGAUUUUUCAAGUAUGUGCUAUGCUUGUAAACUUUCAAAAUCCCAUGAUUGCAGAAAUUGCAAAUAAUUACAGUUUUGAUCAGUGAAUUUAUAUGUUAUUAAAUGUUUAUAAAUACCCCCAGCAAUCUUAAUGAAUUUUCUUUAUUUAACAAGUCUGAUUCAAACCAUAAUAGAUUGGGUUUUUUUUUUUUACAUUUUUUGUCAUCUAAUUUUAAAAUUUAUUAAAUUAAGAAAUGUAACAGCAACAUUUUUUUCUCUUUGUCAUUUGUUGAUUUAACUUUACAAUACAAACCUUUGCUUUUUUAUCUUCUAAGAUAAAUAACACUAUCAUUGAAAAAAACCCACACUGAUUGGGUCAAGUCAGGAGUACCAGGUCUGUUUAUUUUAAGAAAAAAGUUGGCUGAACUGAUACAAGCUUAUUUAUCAGUUUUAAGGUAGGAACUCAGAUAUUGUGACAGUCAUUUUUGAAUAACAAAGAUCAAAUGAGCAAAAUAGAAUUUAAGUUGGUAAGUUUCUCAAUGUUCUGGCCCCACAAGCCGUCCUGGAGAACCCUAACAAUGGCAAUGUCUCGAGUUGUCCACACAACAAAAUCACAGGCUGAUUUGUUUAGGAUGUAUAGCUGCCCCUUUACUUGGUCGUAGUAGAUAUGAUUUUCUUUAAGCCUGUACACCUGUCUGCCAUCAUGAACCUGGUACUCUA
Molecule: messenger RNA, 5278 nt
Organism: Magallana angulata
Lineage: Eukaryota; Metazoa; Mollusca; Bivalvia; Ostreida; Ostreidae
Exons: 12
Coding region: 3652-4665 (337 amino acids)
Source: RefSeq, a predicted model, not a curated record